AUGCCCGAGUUGCCCGCGGGCUCGGUCCUGCGCGCCGCGGCGGCGUACCACCGCCGGCCGGCCCUGCUGGCGCCGCCGGGGAUCCCGGCAGGCGUCCCCGCCGGACGGCUCGCAGCUCUCCCUGACGGCCCCGCCGGCAUGCCAGGGCGCCCCGCGACCGUGCCAGUGCCCGCGAGUGCACCGAUGGCUGCGGGCCAGGCAGGCCGCCGCACGGGCACGCAGACGACGUGCCGCGCGGGGCCGCCGGACCAACCUGCAGGCCUGGCGGCUGAGACGGCCGCCGCCGUCACGCCGGGGGGCCAAAGGGCGGUGGCGGCCCGCACCGCGGCGGGAACCCAGGGCUGCCAGAGCGCGUUUGCGUGCAGUUCCGGCGAGCAGUGUGCGGAGCGAGUGCGCAAGGGGCUGGCCGAGGGCGCGAGCUCGCUCGGCUGCGAUGCGAGCGGAGCCAACCAGGCGGGCACUAUUGGGAGCUGCUUGCAGUCGCUGUGUCGCGAGGACUCCGAGCACGUCGUCGUCGUGCGGCGGGUGAACACCCUCGGCAUUGAGACCCAGGGGGCUCUGGCGAAGCAUUUCUCUGCUUUUGGGCGGGUCAGGAGGGUGCUGGCCACGCAGUCGAAGGUGGCGACUCAGAGUGGCAGAUCUCGUGUCCGGGCCGGGGGUAUCGCCUACGUUGUCAUGGCGGACGCCGAGAGCGUGGGGCGCAUCCUGCAGGCAGGCCCACGGCAGACGGUCGCCUCGAGGAGCAUCUCCGUGGAGCCCUACGCGCCCCGCGGCGGCGCCUCGGCCGACGCCGCGCGCAGCGGCGGCGCCUCGCCCUGGGCCGGCUGCGCCAGCUCGGGCCCGCGCGUGCUCGGCACGGGGGGGGACCCGCGCGUGCUCCCGGGCUCGAUCGCCGGGGGGCGACCCGCCGGCGCGGCGGGAGAGGCCCUCCGCGGAGGCGUCCUCCCGAGCCAGGGGCUCCCGCGCGCGCACGCCGGGGCCCGAGGCCACGGGGGCCGGGGCGGCCGGCCGUGGGUCCCUCGGCCAGGGAGGAGGGCCCCGUGCGGCACGGGCGAGGCGGGUGCGGGGAGGACGGAUGCGAAGGCCGACGGGCGGCUUCCAGCGACGAGCGUGUCGCCGGCUCCGCGCCUCCAGGGCGGCGCGGUGCGCAGGGCGGGAGAUCAGCGCGCGGGUGUUCGCCAGGUGCUGGCGUGCCCGCGCGCGGCCGCGCGGCUCGGCGGGUCUUGGCUGCCCGUGGCUUGCGCGACCCCGCCGGUGCAUGAGAGCCCGCCGGCCUCCUCGUGGAGGCACCUUUAA
This is a messenger RNA of Prorocentrum cordatum, 1296 nucleotides long. Lineage: Eukaryota; Dinophyceae; Prorocentrales; Prorocentraceae. The record is from the annotation of a GenBank genome assembly.